Megalobrama amblycephala (Wuchang bream) is the source of this 971-nucleotide messenger RNA. RefSeq names its product arginine vasopressin induced 1 (gene avpi1). Lineage: Eukaryota; Metazoa; Chordata; Actinopteri; Cypriniformes; Xenocyprididae. The record is from RefSeq and is a predicted model, not a curated record. Bases 16 to 831 code for a protein of 271 amino acids. The transcript has 3 exons.
AGAGCGGUACAGUAGAUGACGCGUCAGAGCGUUAAACUUUCUGCCCGUCGCGCUCGCCACAGACAGACACACACAGCCGGGCUGUUUAUACAGCAUUCUGCUGCUCAACACACAGCAAUUCCAAAGACACAACAUGCAAAUGACACGAAGACACUAGUUCAGAGAGAAACGAUGGAGGACGUGGCCUCAGCCCCGGUUCUCGCAGGCCCGUCCCAGCCCACAUUUUCCCGCCCGCCGGCCUCCGAGCGUCGCACCCGCAAGUCCGGCACGGCCAACAUCUUUCAGGGGGUGAACCUGCGGCAGCUCAAACGGCUCUUCCAGGCGGCGGGUGACCCGGACGCCGAGCAGAGAGCCCGCAUGGUGUGGGGGAACCGGAGAGCGGCCUCCGGCGAGGACGGGGCGGAGGGGGAGGAAGAGGACGAGGAUAGAGGGAUGGCGGAGGUGGAGACGGGUUUGGCACAGGCGCUGGUGGGACUCAGAGUCCGAGCGCGGAACAGAAGCGGCCUCAGGGUGGAGUCUCAUAAAGACACGACGGGAACAAGAUGGGUCCGAGCGUUUGGACACCUCAGGAUCAACGAGUGCUCACUGGGACAGACGUCUGAAGUCAUAACUGGAGAAGAUAAUGACGACAAUGAUGAUGCUAAUGAUGAUUCAUCUGCUUUGGGAGCCUGUGGAGGGCAGAGCUCUUCUGAAGCUGGAUCAUGUGACCAAGGUGACUUCCUGUCCCCAGAGGAGGAGGAGACUCAGGGGCCCUCGGGCGGCCCCCGAUGGAGCUGGAACGCCGUUCAGGAGAAGGACCCCGAACGCUACCUGCAUCGGAUCCGACACUGACGCCGGCAACGGGAAGUGGAGCAGUGUGGGAUUACCACCGCCUGAACGCAUUCAAUCAGAUUACAGCAUGAGAGACUCUCCGUCACCGCAGAUUUACUUGAAGCUGCCGCCUCAAUCAAACGCUAGUCUUAAUCGAGCAA